AUGCCCAGCGUACAGACUAAACACGCGAGCGACAGCAAACGUGCAUAUGGAUUACCUGAUGGUAAGCAAUCAGCGCCGCCUAUGGACACCCGCAACAACGGAACAGACUAUAAGUUACCGGAACUAAAUACAUUGCCGAAAAUUAUAAAUGGUGGUGUCGCGGGCAUUGUGGGUAUAUCCGUGGUGUUUCCAUUGGAUUUAGUAAAGACAAGACUUCAAAAUCAAACAAUCGGCCCACGUGGCGAAAGGCAAUAUAAAAACAUGUUUGAUUGCUUCAAGCAGACAUAUCGAGCAGAAGGUUACUUCGGCAUGUACCGAGGGUCUGCUGUCAAUAUCUUACUGGUCACACCAGAGAAAGCUGUGAAGUUAGCGGCAAAUGACGUAUUUCGAUAUUACUUAGCCAAUCCGGACGGGACCGUAACGAUCCUAAAUCAGACGUUUGCUGGUGGCUUGGCGGGGGCGUACCAGGCGUUAAUUACAACACCUAUGGAGCUCCUCAAAAUACAGAUGCAGGACGCUGGAAGAAUUGCAGCGCAACUCAAAGCUGAUUAUUUAUUGAGGAAGGCUUUAGGCUGUAAAACAUCACGCUACGAUCAGAAGGAGCCGAUCUGGGUCGACAAACGAGCAGACGGGUUACCUGAUGGUAAGCGAUCAGCGCCGCCCAUAGACACGCGCAACGGAGGAGUUACGACCGGAGGAAAAAUACCUGAACGACAAUCAGCCUGGGCAAUAACGAAAAAGUUAUAUUCUGAAAGGGGUUUUUUCGGAUUCUAUAGAGGCAUGAGAGCGACUAUGCUUCGAGAUAUUGGUUUCAGUGCGAUUUACUUCCCCAUGUUCGCAAUCAUUAGUAAAUGGGGGCAGAGGCCAGAAGAUAUAACACCUCCUUUCUGGUGGUCGUUCGUAUCGGGCUAUAUCGCGGGCUCUACUUCAGCCGUUGCCGUCACUCCGUUUGAUGUGAUCAAGACUCGAAUGCAAACAAUCACAAAGGGCACUGGCGAACGACAAUAUUCAGGGGUUGUGGAUUGCGUUACGUCCACGGUCCGGAACGAGGGCAUAACAGCGUUGUUCAAGGGUGGAUUGUGCCGUAUGAUUGUGCUGGCACCUCUAUAUGGAAUCGUACAGGGAGUCUACUACCUCGGCAUUGCCGAGUACUUGUUAGGCUACAAACAACAGAGAUUUGUCUGA
This is a messenger RNA of Spodoptera exigua (beet armyworm), 1185 nucleotides long. Lineage: Eukaryota; Metazoa; Arthropoda; Insecta; Lepidoptera; Noctuidae. The record is from the annotation of a GenBank genome assembly.